Molecule: messenger RNA, 2079 nt
Organism: Nomascus leucogenys (northern white-cheeked gibbon)
Lineage: Eukaryota; Metazoa; Chordata; Mammalia; Primates; Hylobatidae
Product: 40S ribosomal protein S11-like
Exons: 1
Coding region: 1542-2027 (161 amino acids)
Biological process (GO): translation
Cellular component (GO): ribosome; cytosolic small ribosomal subunit
Molecular function (GO): structural constituent of ribosome
Source: RefSeq, a predicted model, not a curated record
AACAAAACAAAAAAAAGAAGCCCACGUUGCUGGUCUUCAGGAGCACGUGUGCCACUGACCCCGCAGCAGGAUGUGCCUGUCUUUCUAGGGGUUUUUACUCUAUCUGCCAUCUAGACUGGUCACCCGUAAAAGAGGAAGCCCACGGGUGGUGGGUGUAAGCCCGUCCACUGACGCCGUCAAUGACUUACUGAAGGGUGUGCAGACCUGUGAGUAUCUGCUCAUAACUAUAAUAAUCCACCAUUCCUCUCUGCCACCUUGCAUCCUACAGGCCAGAGACAAUUAGGAGUUCAUAAGAGUGUUGUUCAGAAUAUUAAAAGGUUACGUAUGCUAUUAGUGUAAAACAUUAAGGGUUUGUAACCAGAAAGCACUGCGAAUAAAUGUGUCCUAACAUUAGUAACUGUAAAUCCAGCAUAACUAAUCAAGAAACUACUGUAAACAAAGGAUCCUAGAUGUCUUGACUCAGGGUGCCUGGGACAUAAAAAUAUUUAAAGAUUAAAGCAAGGUCUGAAGCACAGAAGUGAAGGAAGUUACUGAGGCUGGUCGAAAGCUAAUUCUGUGUGCAACGAAUUCUCAAUCUCACUUUUGUGUCUAUGAUCAUCUAGUAACACCUUUCAUCCCUGGAUUUUCUGGGUGGGUGGGUGAUAAAUGGGCCUUAGAGCCUGGGCAGGGAUCUGAGCUACACACCUGUCCUUACACACAGCACAGAACCCUCUGAAAAUCAUUUUCCAGGAAAAACACUGCGAUCUCCACCAAGCCUGCCCCUCAGCUACAAUCUGACACACCCCAGGAGAGCUGGGGGCCAGCCGGCCACGCCCACCCGGGAAUGGAGAAGACACCCACAAAAUAAGGAGAGGAGCAUCAGCAAAAUGACGGCUGCUUAUCACAGGCUUGCCCCUUUGACGACAGAUGAAUUACAAACUGACACGGAGGGCUACACGCAGUGGAAUGUGGACUCGACUGCGCCACUGAAUACUGGUACCCUGUACAUCUGGUCCUCUUGAAAAUUUCCUAGCAAAAGAAAACUUGCGUUUUGCUUUGUGACGUCUUUGCUUCUGCCUUGCGGGGGUGGGGUGAUGAUACGGAAAUGACCGUGUGUGCCUACGCGUGCAGACCCUCCUGGCCCCUCAGGUAAAGUGUCUUGUCCACCCCCUCUGCCAUCACUGUACCUCACGUGGCCUCCACCACAGCAUGUCAUGUGUGCCACUGUGUGUGUGCCCAUUACAUGGCGAGAUACUUGAAGACGGAGACUCAUUCCCCAUCUGCCUCCCACCACCUUGAACACUCCCAACUCCUAAAGUGCCAACGCGGGUUUAAUUUGCUGAAUUAAAUCUUCAGUUCUGUUGAGUACAUUCUUUGUCUACAAAGCUAAUGGCUCCAAAACAAAAUGAUCAAGUAUUUGAAUCCUUGGGCAUCAACACUGCCUUUUAAAAUACCGAAAAGUCUAAACUAUUCCAGCUGAAACAUCUGUGAGCUUCAGUUCCAAUGAGGGAGUCCAGGGAGUUAGAAACUGGAAGAGCAUCCUUUUUCAGGCGGCUGGGAAGAUGGCGGACAUUCAGACUGAGCGUGCCCACCAAAAGCAGCCGACCAUCUUUCAAAACAAGAAGAGGGUCCUGCUGGGAGAAGCUGGCAAGGAGAAGCUCCCACGGUACUACAAGAACAUCGGUCUGGGCUUCAAGACACCCAAAGAGGCUAUCGAGGGCACCUACAUUGACAAGAAAUGCCCCUUCACUGGUUAUGUGUCCAUUCGAGGGCGGAUCCUCUCUGGCGUGGUGACCGAGAUGAAGAUGCAGAGGACCACUGUCAUCCGCCGAGACUACCUGCACUACAUCCACCAGUACAACCGCUUCGAGAAGCGCCACAAGAACAUGUCUGUACACCUGUCCCCCUGCUUCAGGGACGUCCAGAUCGGUGACAUAGUCACAGUGGGCGAGCGCCGGCUUUGCCGGCCUCUGAGCAGGACAGUGCGCUUCAAUAUGCUCAAGGUCACCAAGGCUGCCGGCACCAAGAAGCAGUUCCAGAAGUCCUGAGGCUGGACAUCGGCCCGCUCCCCACAAUGAAAUAAAGUUAUUUUCUCAUUCC